Molecule: messenger RNA, 2136 nt
Organism: Penicillium subrubescens
Lineage: Eukaryota; Fungi; Ascomycota; Eurotiomycetes; Eurotiales; Aspergillaceae
Product: putative acyl-CoA synthetase
Exons: 4
Coding region: 1-2136 (711 amino acids)
Source: RefSeq, a predicted model, not a curated record
AUGACUCGGUCCCCGAAACCCUGGACCUCGGGUAGCAUCGCCUAUCCCUCAACCUUGUCUUCUCAAUGCCCCCCCCACCCCCAAAAAUCAACCCACGCCUCCUCCCUUCUCACCCCCGAAACAUUCUGGUCCACACCCGCCCGCCGACUCCACUGGCACAAACCGCCCACGACUGUGCUAGCCCGCCACACCAAGACACUGGCCAGCGGCGUCAGUCACGAGCAUUGGUCGUGGUUCCCCGAUGGAGAGAUCUCCACUUCGUUCAACUGCGUGGAUCGACAUGUUCUCGCGGGGAGGGGCAAGGAUAUCGCUAUUAUUUGGGAGUCGCCUGUGACGGGGACUGUGGAGAAAUGGUCGUAUGGGAGACUGUUGGAUGAGGUCGAGGUUUUGGCGGGGGUGUUGAGGGAGGAGGGUGUUAAACGGGGGGAUGUUGUUGUUAUUUACAUGCCAAUGAUCCCCGCCGCGCUCAUCGCCGCGCUAGCAAUAACCCGUCUAGGCGCCAUCCACGCCGCCGUCUUCGGCGGCUUCGCAGCGCAAUCAUUGGCACAGCGGAUCGAAGCCGCCCGACCCCGGGCCAUCAUGACAGCCUCGUGCGGGAUCGAGGGGUCCAAGGGCCCAAUUAAUUACCGGCCGCUUGUCGAAGGCGCAAUCCGGGCUAGCAGCUUCAAGCCCGAGAAAGUCAUUGUUUGGCAGCGGGAUCAGCUGCGGUGGAAUAACCCGGAUAAAUUGGGUGGGCAGCGGAAUUGGCAGCGGUUGGUGAAGAGUGCGAGGAUGCGGGGGGUUAGGGCGGGGCCGGUGCCGGUGAAGAGUACGGAUGGGUUGUAUAUUAUUUAUACCAGUGGAACGACCGGUCUACCAAAAGGCGUCCUCCGCAAAGCAGGCGGCCACGCCGUGGGAUUGGACCUCUCGAUCCGGAUGCUCUUCAACAUCAACGGGCCGGGCGAUGUCAUGUUCUGCGCCUCAGAUAUAGGCUGGGUCGUCGGACACUCCUACAUCCUCUACGCACCACUCCUCGUCGGCGCAACAACAGUCCUCUUCGAGGGUAAACCCGUCGGCACCCCCGACGCAGCCACAUUCUGGCGCAUCGUGGAAAAACACAAAGUAAACACCGUCUUCACAGCACCCACCGCCAUGCGCGCAAUCCGCAAGGAUGAUCCCGGCGAUAAACUCUUCGAAGAAGUCGGUUCACGUGGCGGUCUAAGAUCUCUCCGCGCACUCUUUCUCGCAGGCGAACGAAGCGAACCUAGUAUUGUGCGCGCUUAUCAAGAACUAUUAACUAAACACGCCGCGCCGGACGCGAGAGUAAUCGAUAACUGGUGGUCCUCUGAGUCUGGAUCGCCUAUUACAGGUCUAGCACUUAACACCACGCCUAGUGCUGCACCACUGCCCAUCCGUCCCGGCUCAGCGGGUCUACCCAUGCCAGGCUUCGACGUUCGAAUCGUCGACGAUGACGGGAAUGAAGUCUCCCCGGGGACAAUGGGGAAUAUAGUCCUCGCCGUACCACUCGCACCAACUGCAUUUACGAGUCUCUUCGAAGAUGACGAGCGGUUUUACCGCGGGUAUUUAAAACGGUUUGAUGGGAAAUGGAUUGAUACCGGUGACGCGGGAUUAAUCGAUGAAGACGGGUACGUGCACAUCAUGUCUCGAAGCGACGAUAUAAUCAACGUCGCCGCGCACCGGUUUAGCACGGGUUCUAUCGAACAAGCUAUCCUCUCGCAUCCGGAUAUCAGCGAAGCUGUCGUUGUGGGCAUCCCGGAUUCAUUGAAGGGCCAUUUACCAUUUGCGUUUGUGCAUUUACGUACCGACCCUUCUUCGGAGGGUGGGGAAAUGCCAGCUGUCGUCCCCGAAACGCUUUUCAAAGAAAUCAACGCCUUAGUCCGUGAGCAAAUCGGGGCUAUCGCUUCUCUGGGUGGAAUUAUUCAGGGUAGGGGCAUGAUUCCUAAGACUAGGAGUGGGAAGACAUUGAGACGGGUUUUGAGGGCGUUGGUGGAGAAUGGUGUUCAGGGGAGGUUUGAGGCGGAUGUCAGUGUUCCGCCUACUGUGGAGGAUAUUGGUGUUGUGGAUGUUGCGAGGGGGAGGGUUAGGGAGUACUUUUUGGAGAUGGAGAAGAAGGGGAAGGGGAAGGCGAAGCUUUGA